AGUUACUCUUUUACCUCUUUAUUUCCUACCUAGAUGGCCUACGGCUACGGAACCUCUCGUCGUUCCCGUUCUCGCUCUCGAGAUCGUUAUGAUAGUCGAGGAACUGGCUCUGGUGGAUACUAUGGAGGGUAUGGUGGUGGUGGAAAAGGAGGCGGCUACUAUGGGGGUAGCUAUGGAGGGAAUGGUGGGUCGUAUAACAAUACAGGAUUAGGAGGGGGACUACGUGAACAGGACUGGUCCCAAGUUACCUUAUCUAAAUUCGAGAAGAACUUCUAUGUUGAGCAUCCUGAUGUUGCAUCAAUGUCUCAAGAUGAGGUCGACAAGGUCCGUAAGGAUCGUCAGAUCACCGUCGUUCACGGCAAGGGUGUCCCCAAGCCUAUUGUUACUUUCGAGCAGGCUGGUUUCCCUGACUACAUCCUUCAUGAGAUUAAACAAGCAGGGUUUGAGAAGCCCUCCCCGAUUCAGGUUCAAGGUUGGCCUGUUGCCAUGUCCGGUCGUGAUAUGGUUGGUAUUGCCGAAACUGGUUCGGGCAAGACCUUAGCUUUCCUCCUACCAGCAAUCGUCCAUAUCAAUGCUCAGCCUUACCUUCAGAGAGGUGAUGGUCCCAUCGUCCUUGUCCUCGCCCCCACUCGAGAACUCGCCGUGCAGACCCAGGAGGAGUGCAACCGCUUCGGUCGCUCCUCCCGAAUUCGCAACACCUGCGUCUACGGCGGCACCCCCCGCGGUCCUCAGGCUCGUGCCCUCGCCAACGGAGUUGAAAUUUGUAUCGCCACUCCUGGGCGAUUGAUCGAUUUCCUGGAAUCCGGUCGAACGAAUCUCCGCCGAGUGACUUACUUGGUUCUGGACGAGGCCGAUCGAAUGCUCGAUAUGGGUUUCGAACCGCAGAUUCGUAAGAUCACUUCUCAAGUGCGUCCGGAUCGACAGACACUUCUGUGGUCGGCAACCUGGCCUAAGGAGAUCCAAGGUCUCGCUCGGGACCUGUGCCGAGAAGAACCUGUCCAUAUUAACGUCGGGUCGAUGUCCCUGAGGGCCUCACAUAAUGUGACCCAGUAUGUUGACAUCGUCCAAGACUAUGAAAAGAAGGACAAGUUGAAGCAACUUUUGGAGCGAAUUAUGGACGGAUCCAAAAUUGUCAUUUUUACUGACACUAAGCGAGCCGCUGAUGAUCUUACGAGGAUGCUCAGAAUGGACGGUUGGCCAGCAUUGUCCAUCCAUGGUGACAAGAAGCAAGAAGAACGAGAUUGGGUUUUACAAGAGUUCAAGUCGGGCAAGAGUCCGAUUAUGAUCGCUACUGAUGUCGCCAGUCGUGGACUGGAUGUGAAGGAUCUUCGUCACGUUAUCAACUACGAUUUCCCAGGCCAAAUAGAGGAUUACGUCCAUCGCAUUGGUCGAACCGGUCGUGCCGGAGCGAAGGGAAGCGCCUAUUCCUUCUUUACUCCCGAUAAGUAUAAGUUAGCGAAAGAUCUUAUCGGUGUCCUUAGAGAGGCUGAGCAAGCGGUACCUCCUGAGUUGGAGAAGAUCGCUUCCCAAAGUAGUGGUGGGUAUGGCGGAUCAAGUAAUGGCAGAUGGGGAGGCUCUCGAGGUGGCGGAGGAUAUCGUGGUGGCAACGGAGGUUACCGUCGCUACUAGGUUUAUCUGUGAUUGUUGCCUGUUCAUCACCUUCAAUCUAAGAUUCCUCUAUAUGCCUUAUGCUGCCUGGUUCGGUGCCUGACAACAACACUGCUGUUUGUUCUAUCCACUGUAAUUUAUUUUCCACGUCAAUAAACAACCACUGGACCGAGGAUGACGAUGACGAUGACGUUCAUGUCUCUUUUGGAGUUGGCUAAGGCGUAUCUUGGGUCAACUUAGGCAUUGGACAGAAUUGUAUCGAUUCUCAUUACUACGUCAGAAAUUAUUCCCAUUAUCGCUGAACUUCCUCAGCGCACGCAGUCGAAAGAUUCUCUCUUCUCCAAUCUAGGGUCUCCUUGUUUUGGGUAGGGCAUAUCUUUCCGCUGUAUAUAUACAGUC
Perkinsus marinus ATCC 50983 is the source of this 2007-nucleotide messenger RNA. Its product is annotated as RNA helicase, putative. NCBI's taxonomy places the organism in Eukaryota, Perkinsozoa, Perkinsida, Perkinsidae. The record is from RefSeq and is a predicted model, not a curated record. The coding region runs from base 34 to 1629 and encodes 531 amino acids. Gene Ontology annotation, cellular component: ribonucleoprotein complex; nucleus; cytoplasm. Gene Ontology annotation, molecular function: ATP binding; RNA helicase activity; RNA binding. The transcript is spliced from 13 exons.